AUUUGCGUGGUGAAUGUUGAGAGCGUUCAACUUUGCUGACCUAAAUGGACUUAGUUUUACAUUAACUCGUUGUUGAGCUUAAACAACUCGAAAAAUGCCUAAUGUUUUAUUGGCGUUAUUUUAGCGUUUUAAGUGAACAAUCUAAAUAACAGCGGCUGGUGAUUAUUUGCACCCCGUCUUCCGGUCACGUGACACAGAACCGAAACCUAACAUCUUGAAACAAAAUCGAAACUUUCCCUACCUCGAGUACAUUUUGGGUGAAGUCGUUCCCUUUGAUUGUUUGUUUCUCCUCAGCAAAAGCGUUUUUCCCCCCCAGUUCGAUUGUCGAAAGUGCGGCGCUUUAUCGCUCGUGUUUGUGUUCGAUUGUCGAAAGUGCGGCGCUUUAUCGCUUUUUGUGCUCGGUGGAACAUGAUGCUAACUCAACGCUGUUAAAGCAAAGAAAAAGCAGCUUUGCGUUAGCGAUUAAAAAAAAAAAAAAAAAAAGUUCUAUUGUCUGCGAGGAUAUUUAUCUGUAAUUUUUCACUCACCGACUUCAAUCUGCACUCUUUUGAGCCGUUUAAAUCUUCAUCACAGCCUUCUUCAACAUAAGGUGCUCUGUCCUUGUCUGACCUGAUAUCAGGCUUUGCUGUUGGUGGGUCCAGGUUCAGAAAGAAGCUGCAUAACCAGCUGUCCGAAACCCUUCUUUCUCAGCCCCUGCGCUAUGAGCAGAGGUAGAGGAGGGUCUUACAAAAAACUAUACCACUUGCAUCCACCACUCCUCCAGCAAAUAGAGUAUUACGAACGGCCUGGCCCGUUCGCCGGCAUUCCGAGAAGUGACCCUCAUCCCCAGGAGUCAUUUUCAAGUCACUACAGCGGACCUGUCCGUGCUGUAGCCUCCACUCUACCGUCGGCUCCUCUUAUCCCCUCUGUUCUGCCCAUACCAAGCCCCACAAAAAAGUUUCCUACUCCUGCUACCUUAACUUCACAACCUUCGGUGUAUGAUCCCCAUCCAGUGUCCAGUUCUUUUCGCGACCUGCAGGUCCAGUUUCUGAGAGGACAGAGAGUUGAGGCGCCGCGAUUCAAAGAGGAUUUCUCCCACCAGCAGCUGUCGUCAGGUUACAGUAGACAUCCAAAGACAAACAACGGGAGAGAAUGUUAUAGCCAGGACCCAUCUCUUGCGUGGCUACCAAAUGAAAGACACCCACCAACCCAACGCUUGACCCAAAACCUGUUGCAAACCACAUACCUCAGCUCCAGCUGUCAAUUGAGCAUACAAGAUAACAAUUUUUGCAAAAGUUUUAGUAGCUUGUCACUCUACCACAACAGGACCAACGGCGAAGACUUCACGCCACGCUUCCAUAAAAGUAACAUCCUUUCCACUCCAGAAAUCCAAGACCAGGUGUACCUGGCUUUGGCUGCUCUAAAACCAAGCGAGCGUAUCUCUGCUAGGUUGCUGGGCAAAAAACUACGUCUUCCCAAAAAGAUAGUCAACCAGGUUCUGUACACUUUAGAAAGUUCACAGAAAGCCUUCAAGCAAGGACUCUCCCCUCCAGAGUGGGCUUUAUACAAAGAACCGGUCAGUGUUGAGGAACAGCAAAAGCCCCAACUACCUAAAGUUAAGCUAGAAAUCAAAACAGAAACAUUAGACGAGGGAGAACAGGUAGAAAAAGACAAUUCUGACCUAGAAAUAAGGUCUUUUUUCUCUUCUUCUGAGUCUUCUCUUUCGGAAGCAUCUCACUCACCAGAAAAAAUCCGGCCGCAAGAGAAACAGCACCCUAAAACCAACACAUCCCCUGAUCCAUCCAAACCUUCCACCAUGGCAGAUCAGAAGGAGGCCAUUCUGCAGCACCUCCUGAAUUUAGGAGAGGUGACUUCGCUCGUCCUGGCCAAAAAUAUGGGUCUGAGGACUUCCAAACAGGUCAAUUCCACCCUCUAUGACCUGAAUAAAAAAGGUGAGGUUGUGAAGAAUAGCGAAGUCAAUCCUCCCACCUGGGAGCUCUCCACCCACCGCAGAGAGAAGAUGAUGAGGAGCCUCAAAGCCACCAAGAGCAGUCAGGUGGACGAAGUUGCUUCUGAGGUGAAGGCGGAGGAGUCUCUCUUACUGCCUGAACCAAUAAUAGCAGACUCUGAGCCACUGCCAAUUAACGAAAAUUGGAUACCAAAGCAGACUGAAAAGGGGACAGAGACCAGCGAGGGACAGUGGGCAUCUGAUGAUAUACCAGAAUUCCUGAAUGCCAUUCGCAAGCAGACAGACUCUAAUAAAGCGUCAGAUAUGGCCAACCCUGUGGGAACUGUCGCUGUGUCUUUGGCUGCCCCGCCGGCACAGAACCUAUGGGCAAAAUUGCAAGAGGUUCAGCUGAAGAAUCCCGUGAGUGGCCUGAUGGAGUACGCACAAUUUCUGGGCCACAGCUGUGAGUUCCUACUACUGGACCAGUCAGGACCCUCUCAUGACCCAAGAUUCCGCAUGCAGGUGAUGCUGAACGAGAGACUGUUUCCAGUAGCGGAAGCGUCCACAAAGAAGGUUGCGAAAAAAGACGCAGCUGCUGCCACCUUGUUGAUUCUCUUUGGAGAAAUGCAGGGAGGGACAAGUACUGGAAGUGAAGGAAGUACUGCAGGGAUAGACCAGGAUAAAAUGGACAUACUCCCCGAAUCUAGUGCUCCCAUUGAAGGCUCAGGGGAUAUUUUUGGGCCUGGGAGUGUGGAAGUGAUGGGGAUGGCCGAGGGAUCCCGCCAGCCUCUGUCACGCUCUCUGCCUGGGGGGAAGAAUCCGGUGUCGGUCCUGAUGGAAUACAGCCAACGUAGCGGCAACCCCAUUGAAUUCAUCAUCACUGGCCAAGUUGGCCCACCACAUGACCCACGGUUCAUGUACAAAGUCAAAGUUGGAGAGUCUUUGUUUGCUGAGGCCUCAGCUCCGAGCAAAAAGGCAGCGCGCCAGCUGGCAGCAGAGGAGGCCGUCAAAGAAUUAAUGGCUGACGGGAGGCUGCAGCUCAACAAGCCCCAGUUGCCUCUUGGCUCCAACAGCGAUAGCGAUAACUGUGGGACGACUUGCCCUUCUUUGCCACCCCUGACGGCCGAUGAGCUGCGAGCAGCCCAUGAGGCGGGUGUUGGCGACCUCAUCAACCACCUAAACAAUAAUGCAGUAUCAGGCCUUUUGGAAUACGCCCGGGCCAGAGGAUUUGCCGCUGAGAUCCGCCUGGUGGGGCAAUCCGGGUCUGCACACGAGCCUAAGUUCACAUACCAGGCCAAACUCGGUGGACGCUGGUUCCCUCCGGUGUGUGCGUCCAACAAAAAGCAGGGCAAACAAGAAGCCGCCGACGCUGCUCUCCGCGUUCUGAUUGGAGAGGCAGAGAGGGCUGCCCGGACAGGGGAGCUGAUCCCUGCUGAGCUUCCUGUGAGUGGCAGUACCUUACACGACCAGAUCGCCAUGCUGAGCCACCAGCGCUUCAACGCCUUGACCGCACGCAUCCAGCACAGCCUCCUGGGACGCAAGAUCCUGGCCACCAUCGUCAUGAGGAGGGGAGAAGGCCUGGGGACUGUAGUCAGCUUGGGAACUGGUAACCGCUGUGUUAAGGGGGAGGAGCUGAGCCUAAAAGGGGACACUGUCAAUGACGGCCACGCUGAAAUCGUCUCCAGAAGAGGAUUUAUUAGGUUUCUGUACAGCGAGUUGAUGAAGCACUGUGAUGGCACAGAGAACAGUAUAUUUGAGGAAGCGGAGGACAACAAACUGCGGGUCAAAUCGGACAUCACCUUUCACCUCUACAUUAGCACGGCGCCAUGCGGGGAUGGCGCUCUGUUUGACAAGUCGUGCAGCGAGACGGGGGAUGAGGCGUCUGGUCAUCAGCCUCUGUUUGAGAAUGCCAAACAGGGCAAGCUGCGCACCAAGGUGGAGAACGGCGAAGGCACCAUCCCAGUGGAAUCCAGCGCCAUUGUGCCCACCUGGGAUGGCAUCCAGCACGGGGAGAGACUCCGCACCAUGAGCUGCAGUGAUAAGAUCCUGCGCUGGAACGUGUUGGGCCUGCAGGGGGCGCUGCUCACUCACUUUUUGCAUCCCAUCUACCUGAAGUCCAUCACGCUUGGUUAUCUGUACAGCCACGGUCACCUGACUCGAGCGGUGUGCUGCAGGCUGGCGAGAGAUGGCCAGGCGUUCAACCAAAGUCUCCCCUCUCCCUUCCAGCUCAACCACCCUGAAGUGGGCCGAGUCAGCGUGUACGACUCCACGCGCCACACAGGAAAAACUAAGGAGUCCAGUGUGAACUGGAGCCUUCCGGACCAGACAUGUGUGGAGGUUCUGGAUGGGACUAAAGGGAAACUAGACGGGAACAAGCUGGCCGUGUCGCGCGUGUCCAAGUCCACCCUGUUCUGCAUGUUCCGCACGCUGUGCCAGCGGUGCAACCGCAUGGACCUCUUCUCCAUGCUCUCAUACUCCCAGGCCAAGCUAGCGGCCACCUCCUUCCAGCUGGCCAAGCAGCAAUUCUUCCGAGCACUCAGCGACCACGGCUACGGAGCGUGGAUCGGCAAACCCAUGGAGGAAAAAAGCUUCGAGGCGGUGGAGUGGACGAGCGGCGGCAGCGGCAGCGGUGGCCCGGUCGUGUUCGGAACCAACAGGAAUGGUGGAGCCAUGGAAUACAACCAGGUGGAGGCGUAGCGUGAAGCGGGUAGGGAACAUGGGCGUGAGGCGGCGUGAAAAGGAUGGGAGGUGGACGUCAAAAAAAAUCGAGAAAAAAAGGACAAUCAAAUAACACUUGGCCGCCAGCGUGUCAUCUUAUGUGGUUAAAGGCUAAGAAGAGAGUGAUGGGAGCGGACGGAGGAGGAAGACGAGAGGGCUUGAAAAUAGCAAGAGUCGGCUUGCGUUGGCUUGUACAGACACCCGCUUUUUCUCCUCCCGCUCACAAUGUCAGAUCACAUGAUGAAAUAUUAAUAUGAUUAAGUAUCAUGUGACCUGCCAUUUGGGGCAGUGCUCCUGAGACAGAGGAGAAUAACCGGGGCCAAUGGCGGGUCACGUGACAGCAAGUCACGUGACCCGCCAUUGGGGCGGUGUUUCUGCUACCGAGCUUUAUUUUAUUCAUGUUGUGAGGAAAACCCGCAUCGAUGUCUAACACCUCUUUUCUGAUUAUAAACCAGCUACGUGCAAACGUACAAGCAUCCAUCAUACACACGUGGUUGCCGUGGUUACCAUUAGCACAGCGUAGGUCCUUGCACCGCUUUUGUUUCGCUUUUAUAUAAACAUACAUACAAGAAAGAUGAUGUCAUGGCCUCCGGCCGCCCAAAAGAAGUCGACGAGGUCGCCGCGCCCUUAUAUGGUCAUUCCACGGUUGUUCUUUUUUUUUUCUUUUCUUUUUUUUGAUGAUGACGAUGCUAUAUGCAAGUUGAUACAAGCAGUUCAUGCAAAUGCACAAGUUUGAGUGGGAACCAGUCUCAUGAAAAGUAGCCCAAAUAUUCCAUAAUUCCAUCUAGAAGAAUUAAUAACCUUAUUGUGUCAGCACUUGUAGACACCCAACUUUUUAUUUUCUUUUAUUUGUGCUUGUUUUUUUGGCUUUUAGCUCCCACGCGGCCACUUGAGGCCUCCAGAAAGCUCUCAAAAAUCCGGCCUACAUUUAUUCUGAAUUGAUUUUUAAGUUACGGCUCAACAAAGUGAAUCACACCCAUAAACAUGUUUGUUUUUUUAUUGUACACUUGCAUCCUUUUUAAUGUUUGCAACCUGCUGAUUCAUGCAAGUGUGACAUUUUUUUUCUCCCCCAAAUCGAUGUAUACUUUUUGUUUUAAAGAGGGCUGCGGUUUUAUUUGAAAAGAUCUCUGGAUGCCUCUGUUAGCAAUAUGUUAGACACCCUUUGUGUGUGUGUAGGUUAUUGUAUAGCACUGUAGUGAAAUGUUUUUUUUUUUACAAAAUUGGAGGUUCAAAAAGAAUAAAUGAGGUAUGUUCCAGUGAAA
Nerophis lumbriciformis (worm pipefish) is the source of this 5907-nucleotide messenger RNA. RefSeq names its product adenosine deaminase RNA specific (gene adar). The record is from RefSeq and is a predicted model, not a curated record. Gene Ontology annotation, molecular function: tRNA-specific adenosine deaminase activity; double-stranded RNA adenosine deaminase activity; double-stranded RNA binding. Gene Ontology annotation, cellular component: cytoplasm; nucleolus. NCBI's taxonomy places the organism in Eukaryota, Metazoa, Chordata, Actinopteri, Syngnathiformes, Syngnathidae. Gene Ontology annotation, biological process: RNA processing; adenosine to inosine editing.